Molecule: messenger RNA, 2227 nt
Organism: Strongylocentrotus purpuratus (purple sea urchin)
Lineage: Eukaryota; Metazoa; Echinodermata; Echinoidea; Camarodonta; Strongylocentrotidae
Exons: 10
Coding region: 140-2227 (695 amino acids)
Biological process (GO): signal transduction
Source: RefSeq, a predicted model, not a curated record
UACAUUAUUAUAUUUGUGGACAUCAAAAAAUCAAAGACAAACGCUUCUGAGCAAAAUAUUUGAAUGGAACAGUUUAGGAUUUUAAUAUCGUUUUUUUUUUUAGCUGAUCCUUCAGGCUCUCCAUAUACAAAUAAGCAUCAUGAGUUCACCUAUACGCGAGACGAUCGCUCUUGUGCCGACUCGGACUAUUACAAUAUCAGACACGGUACCAAAAAGAGCUGAAACAACUGGACCCGAUGAUGAGGUGGAGAGUUCUGUUUGGCCGGGCAUCCGUGAGACUGUUUUCAAUCCCCUACCUGCAGGCCAGCCAUAUCCCGAAACUUACCCUCGGCCUUUCCGAAGUCCGCGGGAGCGACCUGCACAUUAUCUACCGCUGGAUCGAAUCCAUGAAAACGGACAUCCGGAUAUAGCACGCUUCACAACAGAUGAGUUCAAGGAAUUUCAUGAGUACCUGACGAAAUCUACCGAAGAAGGCCGAAGUUUCCAAGGGUCUGGGAAGAUCGACCUUGAAGACAUUGCGAAUAUCCAAGAAAAGACCCUGGAAAGCCUGGAAACAGCAAUAUUUUUAGAACGUUUUGAUACUCUAUUGUCCCUUUGUGAGCUGAGCAAUCUACGAGAUAAAAAGUGCGUUGACUUCUUUACCAAAGAAGAUUUCACUGGAAUCUUUACAUCUAUCUUGGAUGAAGUCAAGGAUGAAGUGAUACCAGAAGAUUCAUUCUUCAAUGAUCAGAUCAAUCACCCAGGCUUCUAUAUCGCUUUCAACCUCCUCAUUGACGCCGCCCAACGCUUUACUGAGAAAAGCCCCAAGCUCUGCCGCCAGAUGGGCCACACGGUUGUGCCAUUAAUCCUUGAACUCGUAAGCAAUACCUUCUACGACCUUGAGGCCUUGAACCGCGACGACGAAGAGCUCAAAUGGAUGUCGAGGAGGGAGUUACUGAAGAAGAUGUUUACCUUGCUCUACAAUUGCAUCAGAAACCAUCCUAACAACAGAGCGUUUUUUCGCCGGAGCAGGGCAUCGGAACUACUCAAGCCUUUCUUGGAUUGCCGAUUCUACAUUUUGCGUGCAAAGGCGCUCUUCAUUCUGGCCUACAUUGUGACUGAAGAGGAAAAUAUUGAUCUCAAUACGACGAGUCUUAACAUCGAGUUCAUUGUCAAGGUCCUUCGUAGGGCCCUGGAAGACCCUUCCCACUACUCCGCUCACUAUAACUUCUUCGCCGUUGAGGUGGUGGAAGCUAUACAGAGAGUAGCGGCAAACGACCAUAACAAGGAUAAAUUCAUCGAGGCUGGUGUCCUUCCUCACCUUGUUUACAUGAUAGACGAGAAGAAUUCUAAGGAAGAACGCAACACCGCUCUCAACGCUUUGUGGGUGCUUUCAUUUACAGCACAUAACAAGGACGCCAUUUUUAAUGAGAAAGGUUGCAUCGAUAACGUGCGAGCUUGCAUCGGCGUUGAUGAUUAUACCCGAGCCUGCCAAGCAAUCCUAUGGAAUCUUCAAGACCAAGUCAUAACAAGAUCAGAAGUGAAGAAGGAAGAGGAUAAAGAUGACAAACCGGAAGAGAAAGGUGGAGAAUGCAACGGGUCAAACAAUGGGUUGGCGUCACCCGAGACCUCUAACCCGGAAGUAGACCGCAAGAUAACCCCAAAACUUUCUCACGUGAUGAUCAGCUACCAAUGGGAUGUCCAGAAACAGAUACUAAAGGUCAAGGACAUUUUGAAAGCGCUUGGAUUCAAUGUGUGGUUGGAUGUGGAGAGAAUGGGAGGCUCAACCUUAGAGGCGAUGGCGAAUGCCGUGGAGGAAGCCUGUGUAGUUAUCAUCUGCUUCUCAGAAAAGUACAAAGACAGUCCUGCUUGCCGAACAGAGGCAGAAUACACGUACAAGCUACGCAAGGCUAUCAUCCCUCUGAAAAUGCAGACCGGCUACACUCCCAAUGGUUGGUUGGGCGCCAUGUUGGGGAACAAGUUAUACAUGCAGAUGAACACGCUGGACUUGGUCCAGGAAAACAUGUCACUUCUGGUCCGCGAAUUGGCCGACAGGGGGCGCUAUCCGUCCGAUGAGGACCAAGACGUUGACGGUGUCUAUAUUCCAGCAGCCAAUCAUUACAUGCAGCCACCUUCUCCGCCUUUCGUGCCGCCACGACCGGGCGCUGGUCCAUCGAUGUCCCGUGGUGAUUCACGUAAUUACUCACCGCGUUCAAAGAUCCCAGUGCCCAUUGGUCGACCGGGUUAG